UGUAAGGUCGUUUAUAAUGCGUACAUGCAGUAAUCAGCAGUUGGCAAUUAAGCAAACGUAAAUUUCCAUUGGGUAUCUAUAAAUGUCGUAUCAGUUGCGUGGUAUACGGUCACGAUCAGGGGUAUUCUACGUAACACAUUCAUAUGCAAUUAAUUUUCCAUAAACAAUAAUAAUUAAGGCAAGUUAAAAUGGUGGAUAUCUGUAUUCAUACACUAUACGCAUACAAAUAACCAUGAGUUUCUUGCUGACCUUGCGGGAAUAUCUUCGGCACUUCGCUGUGUUUUCCUCAAGUCUUGGUUCCAUUCAAGUUUAAGCAAUGACCAUACUCGCUGAUAUAGGUUUAGCUGUGUGCAUUGUAGUGUUAGUGUUGUGGUUAACGCGACAAUUUAACAAAAAUAAAGAAUAUUACAAAGACAUUCCAGGACCACCACCGCUUCCUAUUUUAGGCAAUGCUUUAGAAUUCGGUUCAACAACAGAACUGUUGCACACUUUACAUAAGUAUGAGAGAAAAUACGGAGAAAUAUACAAAAUACAAAUUGGUCCAGUACGUAAAUUCCUAAUAGUAUCUGACUACAAAUUUUUAGAAUGUAUUUUGAGCAGCAUAAAACUAUUAACUAAAUCCGAUGAUUAUUAUUUCUUGAAACCUUGGUUGGGAACCGGUUUGUUAACUAGCGAUGGGGUAAAAUGGAAAAAACAUAGGAAAAUUUUAACACCCGCUUUUCAUUUUCAAAUUUUAGAGGACUUUAUUGGUGUAUUUGAAACAUGUGGCACAAAGUUAGUGGAAAAGUUACAAGGAGAAAUAGGAAAAUCAACUGUUGAUGUUUAUCCUUACGUAACUUUAUGUACUUUGGACAUAAUUUGCGAGAGUACAAUGGGAGUGACGAUAAACGCUCAAGAUGAUGACCAGUCUGAAUAUGUCCAAAGCGUUAAAGCUAUGACACGCAUUCUUGUCGAAAGAAGUCUCUCCCCACUGCAGAUGUACGAUUUCCUAUAUCCUUUGACGAAAAACUAUUACUCACAAAAAAAAGCAUUGAAAAUUUUACAUGAAAAAUCGAAUACUAUUAUUACACAAAAAUUAGAAAAGUUACAAAAUAAAGAGACCAAUACGGUCGAAGAUGAUGAAUUCGAAAUUAAGAAACGAAAAACUUUUUUGGAUAUACUUUUGAGCGCACAAGUAGAUGGAAGACCUCUAACUCAAGAAGAAAUAAGAGAAGAAGUAGAUACUUUUAUGUUUGAAGGCCACGAUACUACAGCGUCAGCAAUAAGUUUCACAUUAUUCUGUUUAGCAAAUCAUGAGCACGUUCAGGAAAAAGUAUUUAUCGAACAACAGGAAAUAUUUAAUAGUAAACAACAAUCUGCUACUACGUAUGCAGAUUUACAAAAUAUGAAAUAUUUGGAGCAAGUUAUUAAGGAAAGUUUGAGAUUAUAUCCAUCGGUGCCUUUAUAUGGUAGGGAAACGUCGGACGAAGUGGACUAUGAUGGCAUUAAGGUCCCUCAGGGGGAUACAUUUAUGAUAUUUGCCUAUGGUAUUCACAGAAAUCCCAAGUACUUUAAAAACCCUGAAAUGUUUGAUCCUGACAGAUUUGCUGAUAUAGAUGGAAAAUUACCCUAUGCCUAUAUACCAUUUAGUGCUGGACCUAGGAACUGUAUUGGCCAAAAGUUCGCAAUGCUGGAAAUGAAAUGCACAAUUUCCAAAAUACUUCGGAAAUUCAAGUUAAAACCGUCUACUCCAGAACAUACUUUGAUAUUGGCUGCGGAGUCAGUGUUGAAAUCAGCAAAUGGUGUAAAAAUUAGUUUAGAUUUAAGGCAGUAGCAUUUUUAAAAAGGAAGUAAAAAUUUGUAAUGGGCAUGGGAUUUUGUACACAUUCUUUUUAUUAAGGUACCUUUGUUGACUUAGGAAGUUUAUAUGGCUGAUACAUAUAUAAAUGAUUCCUUUGUUAAAAUAUUAUUUAUUUAAUUGUUGCAAUAUUUUGUAAUAAGUAUAAUCACUUCAACAAACUAGCAAAAUUAAGACGAACAAGGAGUAAUUGUAUAGAUUUAAAAAAAUAUCCUAAUCACAUUAUUCAAGCUACAAAAAAUUGAUAGACGUUAGAUUUUUGUUAAUUUUGGGUCUUUUUAAAAAUUACUACAUUUUUUAAAUAAGUCUCAGUAAUUUUGCUGUCUUUAAAAUUAGGUGAGCACGCGGAAACUGUUCAUCAUCAAUAAAUUUUGUUUUUGAAGUAGGCAUAAAAAUUUCAAAAACAUUUUGAUAUUUUAACAAAUUUUGAUAAUCAGUCUCUUUAAGGUAUUUUCUGUGUAUAAAUAGAGAACACGUAGACAAAUAAACUUAAAUUGUCACCAGUGAAUAAUUUAGAUUCGUCAGUCAACCGAAAAAAUUGUAAAAUUAUUUCAUGACGAAUUCUGCACCACACAUCCUCAUUUGUUAAUGAUCUAAUGUUUUUUUUUAAUAUUUAAUUUGCAUUAUUCUUCUUGUUCAAGAAUAAACUCACACUAGGUAUACGUUCGGGUUUUAAAUUUACAGUUAUAUUCAUUUACAUAUGUAAUUAAUAAUUUUACGAUUAAUUAGCACAGAUCUAACACAGGAAAAUGAAAUUCAGGACAUAAUAUUCUAUUUAAAUAAUAAAGGUAGCUGAAAAAUUUAAAAUAGGCAAAAUUAUAUUAUAUAUUCUUGAAGAUAAAAAUUUAUGACAAUUUUUACAAGAUUUUUUGAGAUAAAAUCGAAGCGGAUAAUUUGUUUUUUUAUCAUGAUUUUAUACAAGAUGUUAUGUGAUAAUUUCAAAAGAAUAUUGACUGGAAAAUGAUCAUCAUCAUCUAAGAAAUUAUCAGAAGGGCACCCAAGUUGAUUGGAGAAACAUCUCGAAGUAAAUAUGAAACAAACGUCAGCAGAAUAUUAUAUACCAGAUUUCCAACACAGAUUGAAUACAGUAUUCAUAUAAGAAAUUACUUGAAGAUUUUUUAUGACAAUUCCAAGAUAUAGUUGAGUGUGAUAUUUCAGUUAAAUAAUCAAAAGAUAAAAUAAAUAAUCAAUAGAUUUCAUUAGCGAAUUCAGAUCCAAAAUUGAUUACAUAUUUUAGAACAAAAGGAAUAUCCCAAAAUUGUCAAAACAAAGUUAUAAAGUAUUUAUUUGUUGUACAAUUAUAAAUAAUGUUUUUAUUUUUAAGUUUUUCACAUCCAUACCAUCAUGCGAUGUAGAACUUAACGUACUUGGAAAUGAUGAGUUGGCAAAAAUAAAACAACAGCGUCAGAAAAGCAUAAUUUAAAUACUGUUUGAGUUUUCUUGCUUACUUACCAUGCAAGUCACCUAAUUAUAUAAUAAGGUAGUCCGUUGUCUUUCCAUAAAAAAGUUGUAUAAUGAUACUCCUAAUAUUAGUUUGAAAAUGAAUCUGGUUGGAAGCGAACAUUUUUAAUGUAGUAAAAAUGUUAGCAAAUAUCUUUUCGAAACUGUUUUGUAUAUCUUAACACUUUCAUCAAACAAAUAUCAAAAAAAAAGCAUAAUAACUAAUAAUAAUAAACAUUUGCUAAAAUAUUAAUUUAUAUGUCUGAUUUUUUAUAUUGUCAUUAUCGAAUUAUUUUUCGUCUUCCAGUAUUAAGUAGAGUAUGUUUGAUCUAAAGAUCCGAAUUUAAAUAGAAAAAAAUGGACCUAGUUUAUUCACUGAUAAUUUAACAACUUUAUUUGUUUACGCGUUCUCUGUAUAUUUAAAGAAACGUUUUUGAAGAAACUGAAAAUCAAAAUUUGUUAAAGUAUCCAUCAGUCCUCACAAUUUUAUCAGACUUAAAAAAAGGAAUUUAUUCAUGGUGGAACUGUUUCCACAGUACGGACCCUAACUUCAAAGAGACCUAAAUUACUCUGAUUUAUUUAAGAACUCUAUUAAUUGUUAAAACAGGUCGAAAUUAAAUACAAUCCAGGAAAAUAAAAAAAAUCUACACGAAUACUUCUUGAACUACAACUGGUAUUCACAUUCUUCUCACAUAUUGUAUUUGCCAUUUCUAUUGAAAUAGCACCUGUUGAUUUUGUUUAAAAUUUAGCAAUUGGUAUCAGCUUUCAGUUGAUUGACGACGGCUUUUAGUUAGAAAAUUGUCUGAAUAUGAACGUUGCCAAAUUUACGAUUAACAAGUGGUGUUUCAAUAGAAAUGGCAAAGGCUAUAGUUCAUAAUUUUGUUAAAAUUAAUUGUUUAGAGGUUGUACAUAUCUGUUAAUGGUUUUGUUAUGAUUUGCUAUUAGGUUUAGAUUUAUUUUUGUUAUCUACUUUAUGUAUUUAGGUAAUAUUUAAAACCAAACUUGUUUAUUUAUUUAUGGCCUUUUUG
Molecule: messenger RNA, 4305 nt
Organism: Zophobas morio
Lineage: Eukaryota; Metazoa; Arthropoda; Insecta; Coleoptera; Tenebrionidae
Product: cytochrome P450 4d2-like
Exons: 8
Coding region: 317-1813 (498 amino acids)
Molecular function (GO): heme binding; oxidoreductase activity, acting on paired donors, with incorporation or reduction of molecular oxygen; monooxygenase activity
Source: RefSeq, a predicted model, not a curated record